Molecule: messenger RNA, 1668 nt
Organism: Spirometra erinaceieuropaei
Lineage: Eukaryota; Metazoa; Platyhelminthes; Cestoda; Diphyllobothriidea; Diphyllobothriidae
Source: the annotation of a GenBank genome assembly
AUGGUCGAAACAAUCAAAAUCGAAACAACAACAAUACCAAUAACAACAACAACCAUACUCAUUCUCCUCAUCCUACCUCUUCAACCUCUUCCUCUGCCUAUUCUUCUCCUUCGUCAUCUUCUUCUCCACCUCCUUCCCGUCGCCCCACUCGUUGUCCCCAGACUGGCAGGGUGAGCCCGCUCACUCUGGCAGCCUGGAAUGUUCGUUCCCUUUUAGACAAUCCGAGGAGCAACCGACCGGAGCGGAGAACGGCUCUAGUGGCACGAGAGCUCGCCCGCUACAAGGUGGGCAUCGCCGCACUCAGCGAGACCCGAUUCUCCGAACAAGGCCAACUGGAGGAAGUGGGUGCCGGCUACACCUUCUUCUGGAGUGGUCGGCCCAGGCCAGAGAGACGAGACGCGGGCAUCGCCUUCGCUAUCCUGAACGACAUCGUGGGACGACUGCCCUGUUUGCCGCAGGGAAUCAACGACCGCCUGAUGAGCCUCCGUCUGCCUCUCCGGAGUGGGGGCCAAUUCGCCACCAUCAUCAGCGCUACGCUCCGACGAUGACUAACCCCGACGCCGUCAGAGACAAAUUCUACGAGGACCUGCACGCCCUCUUGUCGAAUGUGUCGAAGGCGGACAAGUUGAUUGUCCCUGGCGACUUCAACGCCCGCGUUGGCACAGACCAUACUGCCUGGAGAGGAGUGCUGGGUCCCCACGGUCUCCGCGGCUCAAACGACAAUGGUCUGCUGCUUCUCCGCACCUGCGCAGAACACCGCCUCAUCCUGACGAACACGUUCUACUGUCUGCCGGAGCGAGAGAAGGCCACAUGGAGGCAUCCUCGGUCGCGUCAGUGGCACCUGCCGGACUAUGUCCUCGUCCGAGGCGAGAUCAGCGGGACGUGCUGGUGACGAAGGCGAUCGCGGGUGCUGACGGGUGGACCGACCAUCGCCUCGUCAUCUCAAAGAUGCGUAUUCGCCUACAGCCCCGCAGGAGACCACAACGUAAGCGACCCCCAGGUAAGCUGAAUGUUGCUUUGUUGUCUUUGCCUGCUCACCAUCCUCAUUUCAGCAAUGAGCUAGCUCAACGGCUAGACAACCUUCCUAUCGCUGCCGACGCCGCCGCUGCUGAGAACGCCUCCGUGGAGAACCGCUGGAGUCAACUGCGAGACACGGUCCGGUCGACGGCAUUCGCCGUCCUCGGUCGCGCUCCCCGCCAACAACAGGACUGGUUCGACGACAACGACGCCGCCAUCAGACAUCUGCUUGCUGAGAAGAACCGCCUACACAAAGCCUACGUAGAUCACCCCAUUGAGGACAACAAAGCUGCCUUCUAUCGCAGUCGCCGCCAGCUCCAGCAACGACUGCGCGAGAUGCGGGACGCCUGGACUGCUCGCAAAGCUGAGGAGAUCCAAGGCUACGCGGACCGCAACGAAUGGAAGAACUUCUUCUCUGCGAUCAAAGCUGUCUACGGUCCGCCGACGAAGGGCACUGCUCCUCUCCUCAGCGCCGACGGUAGCACUCUCCUGACUGAGGAGACACAAAUUCUACAGCGAUGGGCCGAGCAUUUUGCCGCAAGUAGAGACCAACGUGGACCUCGACCUCCCGCCAUCUCUCCAGGAAACGAUCAGCGCCGUGCAGUAGCUCUCCAGCGGGAAAGCACCCGGAUCGGACGCGAACCCUGCUGA